GAGGGUUGUCAACAACAGUUGGUCAAGAUGGCUGCGCUGGCGGUGGUGAGAUGCGCGCUCCUCGUCGCGUUCUCGGUGUUUCUGACGCUCAUCCUCGGCUUCGGUCUGCCGUCCGCGCUCAACCUCGUCGCGCGAUGCUGCGGCUUCCCGGAGGCAAGCGUCACCGAAUGCAUAGUGCUCAUGUACGCGCUGUUCGUGGUGUACGUGGCCAUGCCUCGACUGCCAAGAGGAACUGUGAAGGUCGAUGGGAAGGCUGUACUCAUCACAGGGUGUGACAGCGGAUUUGGACAUGCAUUGGCUAAGCACCUCCAUAAGCUUGGUUUCACAGUGUUUGCGGGUUGUCUUUUAAAGGAUGGAGACGGUGCAAACGUUCUGCAAAAUCUUCAUUCAGAAAAGCUGAAGGUUGUACAACUGAAUGUGUGCAGUGAGGAGCAGAUCUCCCAGGCCGUUGAGUUUGUGAAAGCCAACCUGGAAUACCCGGAGAAAGGUCUGUGGGCUGUUGUAAACAACGCUGGUGUCUCAACAUUCGGUGAGGUGGAGUUCACGACUAUGGACACAUACAAGCAGGUUGCAGAAGUAAAUCUAUGGGGCACCAUCAGCAUAACCAAAGCCUUUCUGCCUCUCAUACGAAGGGCUCAAGGUCGCGUGGUGAACAUGGCUAGCAUGUACGGCAGAAUGGGAAACGCUCUCCGAUCCCCCUACUGCGUUUCUAAAUACGGAGUGGAGGCUUUUUCGGACUGUCUCAGGUAUGAAAUGAAGGCGUGGGGCGUCAAAGUGUCUGUCGUCGAGCCUGGAAACUUCAUCGUGGCCACAGGCAUCCUCACACGUGACAUAGUGACGUCAACAGCAGAGAAGAUGUGGAAGGAGGCGCCUUCUGGUGUUCAGGAAGAUUACGGGAAGGCCCACUUUGAUCUGAACAUGGCCCUUAUGCGCUCGUACUGCAACAGUGGUCAGCGUGAAAUAGAGCCUGUUUUAGACGACAUCACAGACGCCAUCACGUCGAACCGGCCGUACACGCGCUACAACCCGAUGGAGCCGCACUGGUGGAUCCGCAUGGAAGUAAUGACCCAUCUGCCAGGAGCCAUUUCAGACGCACUGUACUUUUAAUGACAUCUCAUAUCAUGAAGCGAUAUUAUAUGCUUUACAACAGCUUUGAUUUUGAGAGUUGGAGUGAUAAGAAUCACAAACAGAUUAUAAAGAAAUCUUCUGGGUUUAGUACAACGGCACCAGUGGCCGGCUGUCAGUUACCACAGACCAGAGGGGUCGCAAUACACUCGUAUUAAAAAUAACUGUGAUUGUUGAUAUUGUGUUAAUACUAAACACUUGAAACAUAUUUUUUUAUUUCAAAGACAUGGCAAUAAUAUUAUCUAGCAUCAUUCUCAAUAGUCAUCUAGUGACUAGUGAAAAUCUGAUAUUGUGACAGCCCUUACCACAGAAAAUAAUUAGUUUGUUUAAAGCUAAAUAAUAAACAAAUAUACCAUAUUUUUAAAAAUACACUUAUUGGGAACAUGUUAAAAGCAGGCAAAGAUCUCUGUGGGUGGAAAAAUGAAUACAAGUAAUACACAUAACAUUGGUAUUAUUUGUAUUUGUGAAUAAAUAUGAAGCUUGUAUUCUUAUUAGGUUUUAUCAUUCUUCAGUAAAAUUAAAAUCCAGUGUGCUGCGUGUUUAUUUUAAAAACCUCAAAAUUACUCUCUGUGGUACUUCAACAGCAGGCCAUAGGUACGGUCUACAAACCUUGCAUUGUAUUUAAAGGGAUAGUUCACCCUGUCAUAAUUCUGUCAUCUUUCACUCACCCUCAAGCUGUUCCAAACCUGUUUAAAGUUGUGACACUGAACACAGAAAGAUACUUGCAGUAAUGUCAGUAACCAAACAGUUCUGGGGAACUUUUACUAUGGGAAAAAUGACUAUAGUACUCAUUAGGGAUAUAACGAUUCCCUCAGCUCGCGAUGCACUUCACGAUUCUGAUCUCACGAUGCCAUUUAAUCCCAGUUUUUUACAGAAAGAGUUGAGGAAAAUUAAAAAAAUGAACAACUGCCCUUUUAUUAUUUAUAAAUUAGUUUUAAAACAAAUUCCAAAUCAAAACAAAAUGAAUUAGACAAAAGUAUCUUUCAUAUAAACAAACUAAGACUUUGUCAGGGCUUUUCCUUACUUUGAAUUUUUUAAGAAAUAUCAGGAUAUCCACAUUACCAACUUUGGAGAAAAACAGCGGCUCCGCUUUUCAAAAUAUGUACUGCGAUUUUUAUAAUGUCUCAACCGACUUGAAUCUUCACAUAUUGUAAUCGAUUUUCAACCUGCUCAUGAUGAAUCGUUACAUCGCUAGUACUCAUUGGUGCCCCAGGACUGCGUCACAUUCUUCCAAAUAUCUUCUAGAAAACAGGUUUAGAACAACUUCAGGGUGAGUGGGCCCUAAAUGAUGGUUUUUGGUUGAACUAUCCCUUUGACUGAAUAUUUCUAAUGUAUACACUUUGAUUCACUUGAUAUUAAUUAAUGGUUACACAUUUUGGGCAUAUACACAGAAUUUUAUUUUGAUGUAGUCACACAGACAUUUCCGUUAUAACCUGCAGUAAAGGUCAUAAAUAGUGAUAAGCAGAUUUAUAUGAAGAGCUGGCUGUUGAUAUGGCAACGCUGAAAGCCUCAGUGAGUUGAUUCAGGAUGACCAAUGAACAAAAGACGGCGUCUGUGGUUCUGCUACAGAAAUGAAGCAAGUGAGGGUUUGACAGGGUGAGCACAUCUUCGGUACAGUACACAUGUACUUAUGUAUGUAUCAAAGGAGUCCGAUAUAUUCAAUUUUAUACUGAUUUUCUCAGUAUCUUUAGCAUUAUAUGAAAUUUGGAUGCUUGAUUUACCUGCUGGAAAAAAUAGAACUGUGCCCAAAACACAACAGAACAUUUAAUGUUUAUAAUGGGAAUUGUAUUGGUUUUAAUAUAAACUGUAAUGGUGGUAUGCUAUCUGGCAGAGGGGAACCGAAAGGAUUUUUUUGUGGUGGAAAGCCAAUGGUUCAUAAUGGUAUUUUACUGUUAUUUUAAUGGUAUAAAAUUUCUGUGAUGGGUUCUGUUGUUUUUUCUGAAGGAUUCUAAUUUUAUAUAGCAAAAACAGCCAGGGAUGCAAAAAUGGCUUGCAAAUUUGAAGUCAACAAAUGAAGUGUCUUUAAUUUGUCAUGUUUGUAAUGACGUGCUCUCAUGUUUGGCCAAUAGGGGGAGCAGCUGCCACACACUAAAAUAGUAUUAUGAGAUUGUCAUGAAACUAUGAAUAUGUCAUCAGUGUUUGACUGUUGUCUUGAAUGAAUGGAGGCAUUGAUAUAACGCUUUAAUGUGUAUUGCUUUAAACCCAAAGCACUUUAGAAUCAUAUGAGGGGGUUUCUCCUCAACCACCACCAGUGUGCAGCAUCCACCUGGAUGAUGCGACGGCAGCCACAGUACACCACGCCAGUGCGCUCACCACAUAUAGGUGGAGAGGAGAGAGAGUAAACUCAGAGGGUGGUGAUUAUAAGGCCAUGUUUCGACAAGGGCCAGUGGAUGGAAUCUGGCCAGGACACCGGUGUCACACCCCUUCUCUUUACUAGAAAUGCCAAUGGAUCUUUAAUGACUACAGGGAGUCAGGACCUUCUUACUUGAUAACCUGUCAAUGUGAAUUUAAUUUGAUGUAAUUCUCCUAGACUGAAUGUGAUUAAAAUACUACCUACUGAUUUGUA
Molecule: messenger RNA, 3691 nt
Organism: Triplophysa dalaica
Lineage: Eukaryota; Metazoa; Chordata; Actinopteri; Cypriniformes; Nemacheilidae
Gene: bdh1
Product: 3-hydroxybutyrate dehydrogenase, type 1
Exons: 5
Coding region: 28-1107 (359 amino acids)
Molecular function (GO): oxidoreductase activity
Source: RefSeq, a predicted model, not a curated record